Prosopis cineraria is the source of this 1447-nucleotide messenger RNA. RefSeq lists its product as uncharacterized. Gene Ontology annotation, molecular function: methyltransferase activity. The record is from RefSeq and is a predicted model, not a curated record. The transcript has 2 exons. NCBI's taxonomy places the organism in Eukaryota, Viridiplantae, Streptophyta, Magnoliopsida, Fabales, Fabaceae. Gene Ontology annotation, biological process: methylation. Bases 161 to 1201 code for a protein of 346 amino acids.
GGCUUUCAUUAAGGCCAGGAAGCUAGAUACGACUAACGGAUUAAGGCUUGUUCUCAAGCGUAGGCUGUGUGUGGUUCUCUUUUCUUAUCUCUUUUCACCUCUCCUUAUAAAUACAAUGCAUUAUCCUCAUCAACAACCUCUUGAUCCCCCGCGGUGAGUCAUGACGGAUCAAGUAAAUGGGUUGCCUCAGGACCCCACGUGGCCGGAGCUGAAGCUGCCGGAGUUGUUGCAGAACGACGCCGUUCGACAAGUGCACGCCACGAUUGAGAAGGAGUGGGAUUUCCUUCAGAGGUCAGCUUGUCAAACGGCGGCAGGAAGGGCUCUGUGGAAGCACGUCGUCCGUGAUCCGCUGGCGGAGUUACUGGCAGGAGAGACUUACUUGAGAAACCUCCAUGACAAGAUCAAGAAAGACCACCUCAAUAAUGCACGUGAGAUUUCUGGAGUCAUUCUUGCCGUUCGAACACUCUGGUUCGAUUCCAGACUCGAGCUUGCUCUUAAUUCCCCCAAUGGCAGAGAAGCUCAGGUUGUUCUUCUUGGCGCAGGAAUGGACACGAGGGCCUAUCGUUUGAGUUGCUUAAAAGACAGUGAUGUAUUUGAAGUUGAUUUUCCUGAAGUCUUACAGGUGAAAGCCACCAUUUUGCGAGCGGCAGAGGAAUCCGCGAAGGACGAUGACCCGCAGCAGCAACAGAUUAUGUGCAGAGCAAAAUCCUUAACUAGAGUAGCGGCCGACAUCAGAGAAGAUAACUGGCUGGAGAAACUUAAAAUUUCAGGUUUCUUGCCGGAGAAGAGAACGGUGUGGAUUCUAGAAGGUAUCCUCUACUACCUAACUCAACUCCACGCCAUGCAAGUGCUGAGGAUCAUAGCUGAAAAAUGCGCGCUAACCCACACAGUGCUCUUAGCAGACUUCAUGAACAAACCAUCAACUAUGCUAUCCAGCUCCACCUUCCAUUUUUACAGCGAUUGGCCCGACCAUCUCUUGCCAUCCAUCGGCUUCGCCCACGUAAAACUUUCGCAAAUAGGUGACCCAGAUGCCCAUUUUGGACUAUUGAAUGAUCCAUUAAAUCUCUUCAACAAGCUUCUUAAUGUGCCUAGGUCGGUACAAACUCAUCCAGAUGACGGAACACCAUGUUGUCGCUUGUAUUUAGUGGAAGCUUCGGGUUCACCAGAUCAAUCAAAUGAAGCUACUUUGAGUCAGUCCUGAUAUGGAGAUCUUUAUCGCCAAGUCAGAUCAAAUUUACAGUCUAGAUUUGUUGGUAGCAUACUAGUACGGUAGCAGGUCAGUGCCAUGCAACGUUGGUUGUACAUUUACUGCGGCAACGCCGCUCUGUCGAUACCUGUUCAGAGGAGGAAAUAUAACUUUCGGAAGCCUCUGACCUGAAGAUGUGAAUAUGAUUUUGACUGUUUCAUCAUAGAACAAUUUAACUUGCUUUUGUCUUUGUUUUUUUAA